Molecule: messenger RNA, 2066 nt
Organism: Galleria mellonella (greater wax moth)
Lineage: Eukaryota; Metazoa; Arthropoda; Insecta; Lepidoptera; Pyralidae
Product: zinc finger protein 420-like
Exons: 5
Coding region: 108-1187 (359 amino acids)
Biological process (GO): regulation of transcription by RNA polymerase II
Cellular component (GO): nucleus
Molecular function (GO): DNA-binding transcription factor activity, RNA polymerase II-specific; RNA polymerase II transcription regulatory region sequence-specific DNA binding; zinc ion binding
Source: RefSeq, a predicted model, not a curated record
AAAAUUCAUAAACAAGUUGUCAGGCUAUACUCGACUUUUGGAAUUUUCGCUUACUUGUGUUACCGUGAAGCGAAUAGAAAACGUAACAAUAUUAAAACUAAGAAAUUAUGUUCGAAUGUCAAGACGUAUGUAGGUUAUGUCUCGCUGAGAACAAUUUGGGCCCAAUAUUUAGUGAUACGGAACGUAGUGAGAGAUACACCACUGUAUUGUCACUAACGACCGGUCUCAAAAUCGAACCCAAUGAUGGUUUACCGCAAAAUAUAUGCGAGAAAUGCACUUAUUUAGUCAACUGUGCAUUGCGCCUCCGGAACAGAAGUUUCAUAUGUGAUACAAAGCUGAGGAAACAAAAAUAUAGAACGAACAAUGAAGUACAAACACUCUUAAACAAUGUUGAUACAUUUGAUUAUAAUUCAUCGGAAGAUUACAAUAAUUACAGUGGAUUAAAAGAAUUCAACGUUCAAAUAGAAUUUGACAGGUUGACAGAGGAAAAUCAGGACGGUUUCCCGCCAAAACCGCAUGAGGCUAAGGAACAAACUGUGCAAUCUAAAAUAAAAAAUGUAAAAGGCGAAAAAGUGACACGGAAAGAGAAAAGGGACAGGUAUUUGAGUUUAGUCGAUGGUGAUUUCGACGCGAACGGUCCUGUGAAAUGUAAAGUUUGCAAGAAGUCCGUAAGUAAAUGGUCGUGUUUUAUCAGUCACGCGAAAUUACAUUUGGGCUUCAAAUUUAUGUGUGAAUAUUGUGGGAAAAGUUUCAUAUCUUCCACACAAUUGAAGCGCCACUGUCGUUCCUAUCACGGUAUGCGACGAGAGCUGGCCUGUAAACACUGCGACUAUCUCGCUCUGGAUAACGCUCAACUAGCGUUACAUGAAAGGCGAGUGCACACCGGUGAAAGGCCAUUCGUGUGCGACCAUUGUGGGGCGUCUUACUAUAGCAGACGAUGCCUGGUGCAGCACCUAGAGAGCCAUAGAGACAUCGGCACUGUACAAUGCACCGAGUGCGAUCAGCUGUUCAAGUCGCGCCGCCAUCUUGCCCGCCACCGCUACUCGGCGCAUGCGCGGGCGCGCGCCGCCUGCCCGCACCCGGCGUGCGGCCGCGUCUACAGCCGCAAGUACUUGCGCGCGCACGUCGCCAAGCAACACCCUAAUUUAUUCACUCCCGACGACAGUGCCGACGUUUGUAUACAGUGAUCAUGAUUGUACACAAUGACGGCGUCUGUGGACAGUGAUGACGUCUGUAGACAGUGAUGACGACUGUAGACAGUGAUGACAUCUGCAGACAGAGACGAUGUCUGUAGAUAGUAAAGGCGUCUGUAGACAUUACUGUCAUUACUGACGUUUUAUAGACAGUGCCGACGUCUGUAGACAGUGAAGGCGUCUGUAGACAGUGAUGACGAUUAUAGACAGUGAUGACAUCUGCAGACUGUGAAGAUAUCUGUAGAUAGUAAAGGUGUCUGUAGACAGUAAUGACGUUUAUAGACAGUGCCGACGUCUGUAGACAUUGAUGGCGUCUGUGGGCAGUGAAUACGUCUGUGAACAGUAAUUAUGUCUGUCGACAGUGAUAACAUCUGCAGAUAGUGACGACAUAUAUAGACAGUGACGAUGUCUCUAGAUAGUAAAGGCGUCUGUAGAUAGUGUUGAUGUUUGUAGACAGUGGGGCCAAUUCUGAAGCACCAUUACUGUAAACCUAUCUCUAAAGUUAAAAUUUCAAUUUGAUAUCACAACGAAAACUUUAUUGUUUUGUUUGUUUUCAAAAGUUCUUUAUUUAUCAUAAGUGAUUACAAAUAUAAUAAAUUCCAGUGUACGUAAGCCUAGAAUUUAUAAUCGGCCAUAAAUCGUUCGGCGAGUAUUAUACACUCCUUCAAGCAUUUAAAAUAGAGAUACAAGUACUCGUAUCUAUAAUUCUACACAACAUAAAACUUUAUUGUAAGGACUAAUUUGAAGUAAUUUUCUAAUAAAUUUGUCGUAAUUAUUAUAAUUUUAUGUAAUGAUAGUCUAUAAAACAGUUAUUUCGCUAAAUAGUGCCACAUCAUUUAUCCUAGUGUUGAUGUUGGUAGAUGAUGAUGACGU